AGAUGCUACUUGAUCUGAGAGUUCCAAUCACGUGAUGCUACAACCUUGACUUCGUUGAGGGUGAAGUGUUUAAUAAAAACAAAUUACUACCACGAACCACAGUCUUUCACCAAAGUCGCACGUUCAAAGAAAAACAUGACGCAAAUAUGUGUGGCCAUGUUACUAUCACUCGUCAUACAGCUUGCAGAUGGACAUGAAAAUACUGAUAAUGUUAUUGACCUAAUCGCACGGACAGAGGAAGAAAUCAGAAGCCUGAAAGCUGAAGUUCAACACGUCGAGACUAAAGUCGCCACCAAGAUGCGCAUGUUGAAUUUGAUGUUGCGUGCUGACCUGAAGGAGAAGUUAGUACCUACUUACAUACACAGUCAGGUUGAAGCUUCCUGGACACAGAUACUACGACAGAAGUCCAUUGACUCCAUGGUCAACAGUCACGUGAUGUCCCACAUAAGACAUCUGAAGUUGGAACACCAACAGAUGAAGACACAGAUAAACAGCCUCUCCAGGCAACUGCGGGCUGCCAUGAAGACCGAAGACUCUCGUCCACCUGACACGUCCGUCCAGACAGAACCUUCAAGUGACCACCAUGUAAAUCAGACUGACCUGAACCAAACAGACACCCUCAUUUCAAGCCUGCAACAGGAUGUGAGGACGUUGACAGAUCAGGUGGCCAAGUUGAGCCACAGCUGUCAGACACUGAAAGAGAGAAUCUGGAGUCACGUGUGGACAAGAUAAGAAUGAACAUUAGCCAUCUUGAAACAGAGACGGAUAACCUGAGGGUUGCGUUUGAUAGGCUGAAUGAGAGUCACGUGACGAACAUAGAGAUUGUGAGAAACUUUCAUCACGAAUACAUCAAGACGCCCGAGAAAGAGACUCGGGGACAUCAGGUGAACGUUGUCACGCCAGAUCUUGGGUCGACGUCUCCUUCUGUGUCCUCCUCCACGCCAGUGCGUGCAACACCGCCUGCACCACGGCCAACAUCACAUAGCAGAGGACACAUGGCGAGGAUAUUGGUUUCACAGCUUUAUUCUAACAUCACAAAACACGCGACACAAAUAAACAUACAGAACCACUCCAUGACGUCUUAUCCCUACCUGGACACAAGACAUGUCUGGUCCAUGGUUUCUGAUCCCAUCUCCAGGAGGCUGAUAUACUCCAAGUACACCCCAGACGGUAUAUUUUCCUCCCCACUGGACGCUCUAGGUACACCAAUAACGCUUAAGGCAGAAGUCGCGUCAUACGGACUGACUAUAGACGUCAAAAGGCGACUUAUCUUUUACACAGGAGGUUCAAAAUCAACUAUCAGCCGUAUGUCAGUAUGGGGUAGGAAACAUAGGCGUAUUGUGUACAUGAAGAACGCAAAAGCCUACGGAUCAAACAGCGCAUUGGGUAUAGCUGUCGAUACAAGGAGGAAAAUGAUAUAUUUCGGUAAAUAUGACGGAUUAUGGUCGAUUAGUUAUAAUGGGGAGAAUCUCCGCAGACUAAAGACCGGGAAAGACCUACUUGGUGUGACGGUGGAUGGUGUCAGUAAUAUUCUGUAUUUCGGUGAAGGGAAGAAGGUGAUGAGGAUGUCUCUGUCUACUAACGCCAUCACCGACAUCAAGGAAGUUAACGGCUUCAUUUUCAACAUCGUCUUCUACAACGGCAGCCUCUACACUGUCACAUUUAGCGACGGUGGUGUCGAUAUUAUACACCUGAACAACGAUGGCGAUGUUCAUUUCGAUCUUGAGAAGAUGCGAUACGAACGGAAUGUCAUCUGUCUCCUACCAUAAUGUGCUUGUGUCAUCCAUGUGUGUACACGA
Molecule: messenger RNA, 1799 nt
Organism: Haliotis rubra (blacklip abalone)
Lineage: Eukaryota; Metazoa; Mollusca; Gastropoda; Lepetellida; Haliotidae
Exons: 2
Coding region: 735-1769 (344 amino acids)
Source: RefSeq, a predicted model, not a curated record